AUGCACGGAUAUGGGACACCACAGUUUGUCACCCUUGGGAUGUUUAUCAUCGAUGAAUUCUCUUUCCUCGAUGAUGACGGAAACCCGACGGGAAAAGAACUUGCUCCUCAGGAAAGCCUAACAACGCGAUUAUUGAACACCCUUAAGCUCCCUCCGGAUAAGAUUGGAAUGAUAGUUGAUAGAGGUAAUGACUGGCCAUCCGAUAUCCAAGAGGAACUCGAUAAAUAUGGCCACGAGAUGUGGAUGUAUCGCGAUCAGCUCUCAACGCGUACCACCCGCGCCCUCAAUUCUUAUAUGGGUGAUCACCGAAGUUUUGACUAUCUUACUACACGUAUUCGUAUCACACCUCGAGAUCUUCGAGGAACUAGGUUGGCGCGGGCGCCUACUAUUCAUUUCGUGUGCUCUCCCUCUCGAGCACAUUCCAUCGUGUCUGAGAUUCACGAGGAACCCAAAUGGCAUCCAACUACGAUUUGGGAGCCUAUUCCGGAUCGGUGCGUUCCAGAGGAGCUUCCGGCUCUAAUCAAAGUCCUGCCACAAAUCUCUGUCUUGAGUCCAAAUGCAGAAGAAGCGCUUACCGUGUUGUCUAUGGCGCUUCCACCGACUAAGAGUUCCAUAGAGGAGGCUGCACAAAAGUUCCUCGACUUUGGGGUUGGAAACAAGGGCAGGGGAUCUGUGAUAAUUCGCAGUGGUGAACUCGGGGCCUAUGUGGCCACGAGAGUUAAUGGCGGUAAAUGGAUCGACGCAUUCUGGACAGAUCAGGAUAAAGUCGUGGACGUGACUGGCGCAGGAAACAGCUUUCUUGGCGGGUUAGGGGCCGGCCUAUAUCUUGCCCAAGGGGAUGUAUAUCAAGCCACUCUCUAUGCAACCAUUUCAGCUGCCUUCGUUAUUGAACAAGAAGGCUUACCCCAGAUGUCCCAAGAGGUCGAUGAUAACGGUUCUACAAUUACCUUGUGGAACGGCGACUCGCCAGAACGGAGAUUACGUCUGUUGCAGGAUAGAUAA
Molecule: messenger RNA, 1002 nt
Organism: Desarmillaria tabescens
Lineage: Eukaryota; Fungi; Basidiomycota; Agaricomycetes; Agaricales; Physalacriaceae
Product: Ribokinase-like protein
Exons: 7
Coding region: 1-1002 (333 amino acids)
Source: RefSeq, a predicted model, not a curated record